ACCACCUACUGGGCAGACCAUCUCCCCUCACGCUGUUCGGGCCACGAGCAUAACUCGGUCCCGCCGCCGCGAGGAAGUUCCCCUCGACGCUGAGAUCAGUUAAGGCGAUGCUGAACAACUGCAGCGCCUUCCCCAUCCCCGCGUUCACAGCAGGCGUGACCACCACGCACAGACAGUUUGACAGUGAAAGGCAAGGAGUGUUAUAGUGUCAACUAUAGCGAAAGGCAGAGUGUAACUCGUGUCCCUGGGAGGUGCAGCGGGGGACCCACAAUACACCACCUGCUGAGCCAACCACACUACCACCGCUACCACUGCUACCGUCCGGCCUACGUCGCUCAACCUCUGUCAGGUCAUCGAUACCACAGAAACUACUGAUGGUUUAACUACACAGGCGAUCGGAGUGUUUGCAGUACCGAACCAAGAAGCCCUCUAGUCAGCCUUAGUCGUCAGCGCCCACAGGCACAGCCCCGUUUGAGGAUGCCGAGGGCCUUUCUGCUCACUAACAACCGCUACUCGCCUGACGACCCUCCGCUAGAAUCCACCCUUGAGGAUCUUUCUGCAGCUCCUCCCGCGGACCCACCGGGUGUGGAACUUCCUCCUACGCCGACCUCCACGCCCUCGCCGACCGCAGGUAUGGGAGAGGCGAGUGUGAUGUACAACGUCCCGGGGACGGUGCCCCCCAUGUCGCCGCCGCAGGGCGAGACCCCCUGGCCGCCUUCACCCGCGGGGCCUCACGAUUCCCUCACGCUGCUCGCUGACAUCGCCCUUGUGUGCGCUGACAAGCCCUGGCUGGCGGCCUUGCGACCCGAGGACCUUCCCGCCCGCUACACCACGCCUACGCCUGCGCCGACGCCCACACCCGUCAGAGACACAACCACACCCGUCCUCGAACUGGACGCCCACACUACCAUCAUCACGGUCGCGCCUCAGGCGGAGCAGCCCCUCAACCUGAGCACAAGCCCCCCUCGAAGCCCUGCCCCCGCAGCGCCCACGCCCCCUUCCACCCCUCCUCCACCUGCCGUCCGGGACGCCCACGUGUGUCCUGAGUGUGGCAGAACUUACUCGACGUCGUCCAACCUCGCCAGGCACAGUAUCAAGCGACGGUGCGUUGUUUAUAAGCGAGAGAGACAGCAUGUAGUAGUAAUGAUGGCAUGGCUAUCAAACGGCAGCCGAAGAAGCUAUGCACUCACCUUGACACCCUAUCCCCACAGGCAGACUCACCGCUCGCCGGACGACAAGCGCGCAGCUCGCAAAUGUCCGUAUUGCGAUAAGGUGUACGUGAGCACGCCCGCCUUCAGCCAGCACAUGCGCACCCACAACCAGGGCUGCAAGUGCCCCACCUGCGGCAAGUGCUUCUCCCGCCCCUGGCUGCUGCAGGGACACAUCAGGACACACACAGGAGAGAAGCCCUUCCGGUGCAGCAUGUGCGGGAAGGCUUUCGCCGACAAAUCCAACCUGCGCGCGCACGUGCAGACUCACUCCAGCGUCAAGCCUUUUGCCUGCACGCGCUGUGGCAAAUCCUUUGCUCUCAAGUCCUACCUGUACAAGCACGAAGAAUCGUCCUCUUGCAUGAAGCUGCACCGCGCCCUGGGACGUGGUGCAGCCCCUUCCCGCCCCGCAACACCCACAUCCACACCCACUGUCGCCACCCACACCACCGAGCUCUCGGGGGCAACGCCCGUCCACCCGCAGCAAGCGCCCACGGUCCAGCCCAACACGAGCGUCCGAGCGACCACACGGGCCAUGCACACAGUCACCAUCCUGCGGUCCGCGUCGCACGUGGCCACCGCCCGUGUGCACUGAGGCCUCAAGUCUGGCCACGAGGGCCCCUAAGGCGCUCCACUUGGCUGGAAGCUUAUCAGGAUGUGGCGGGUCGCCGCCGCUGGUGGUGGGGGUCGGUGCAAUAGUGCCUUGGGAGUGAGGCCGGACGACGGCAAUACUUAAUCUUUACUAGUCGCUUGUCAGGGACUAAGAUUUACUUCGUAUGUGGCUUUCAAGCCUAUGGGAUUCCUUAAUUCGGAUUCCAAUGUCAUAUCAUGAGAGAGAGAGAGAGAGAGAGAGAGAGAGAGAGAGAGAGAGAGAGAGAGAGAGAGAGAGAGAGAGAGACUGUAAGGGAGAGAGCCAUGGGGGACCAGAAUAAUCACAGUCUGUGCUCAUUGAUUUCCCUAGAGUAAGUCGAUUAGAUUUUAGUUUGAUACUGAACCUAAGAAAUAUUCAGAUUAUUAAAUAAUGUACAUAGUUCCUAUCAUUUAGAUGAAAAUCUUAUCGGAAAUGCUUAGCAUAAACUGUAACUUCUACUUAGAAAGUUUGAUGGCUAGGAUCAUAUUCUAAUGUAGAACUGAAUUUUUGUAUGAUUAGGCAUGGAAAUUGAUAAGUUUUGUUGAGGGGGAGGGGGGUACCAUGGGGUGGGUAGAGAGAUAGGUGCAUAAACGUAAGUUUCGGAUGGGGCAUCUAGUCAUUACGGUAGCGAAAUAUGCCGCAGAUACGUCGGGCAUAGUAUGCACUGGGCGUCAAGCCAGGCAUAAUAUUGUAGAUAGUAUUGUAGCAUCACAACAAGUAUUUCUGUUGUGCUGCAAUGUAAGCCAGAAUGUAGUGUAAUUUGGGCAUCAAUUUACGUCGGGCUUCGGAGCGCCUAACGAGAUUCCUUUAAUGCCUGUAGUACUGAUUUGUGGGACCAUGGAGUAUCUUGAUUUUUUUACCCUUUCUAUUGAUUUCUAGUAAAAAAAUAAGUGGAAAAAAAACACUAAAAAUGUAAGAUAGAUGGUAAGUUUGAUCAUGUACAUGAGUUAUGCUUAUUCAGAAUAUUAACGAAACCCAUUGAAUUAUGAAAGUUCAGAAAAUUGUGGUUCAUUCAUAGUGAUAAAGCUAACUAUGUAAUCAAACAUGUUAAUACGUGAUAUUUGCCUGAAUUUUAUGUAUCAGACAUCUCCAUUAGUUGUGAGAAAAUGAAUUAUCUCUUUUGUAAAUAGUGCAUCGCUCUGUAACUUAACUGAGAAACAAUUGUUGUUUCCUGAUGACUUUGGUACUAUGCUUUAAAUAUCUAUUUAUUUAUCAUAUUUAUACUCAACUUUUUAUAUUUAGUUCCUUUUGUAUUUAAGUGUGUUUGUGUGCAAUGCGAGUAUACUAUUAAAUAUAGCUGAAAAUA
Penaeus chinensis is the source of this 3145-nucleotide messenger RNA. Its product is annotated as zinc finger protein SNAI2-like. The record is from RefSeq and is a predicted model, not a curated record. Gene Ontology annotation, molecular function: RNA polymerase II cis-regulatory region sequence-specific DNA binding; DNA-binding transcription factor activity, RNA polymerase II-specific. The transcript is spliced from 4 exons. NCBI's taxonomy places the organism in Eukaryota, Metazoa, Arthropoda, Malacostraca, Decapoda, Penaeidae. Gene Ontology annotation, biological process: regulation of DNA-templated transcription. The coding region runs from base 478 to 1803 and encodes 441 amino acids.